Messenger RNA from Chelmon rostratus (copperband butterflyfish), 810 nucleotides. RefSeq names its product olfactory receptor 49-like. Bases 1 to 810 code for a protein of 269 amino acids. Gene Ontology annotation, biological process: G protein-coupled receptor signaling pathway. The transcript has a single exon. Gene Ontology annotation, molecular function: olfactory receptor activity; G protein-coupled receptor activity. NCBI's taxonomy places the organism in Eukaryota, Metazoa, Chordata, Actinopteri, Chaetodontiformes, Chaetodontidae. Gene Ontology annotation, cellular component: membrane. The record is from RefSeq and is a predicted model, not a curated record.
AUGGUCAACUCGAGUCAGGUUUCUUACUUCACAUUUAAUGCCUACUUUGAAAGUGGCCAUUUAAAACACAUAUUUUUUGUCAUUGCUUUGUCAUUAUAUAUUUUAAUAGUUUGCACCAACCUGCUGCUCAUCGUGGUGAUCUGCAUGAACAGAAGCUUACAUGAGCCUAUGUACCUGUUCCUGUGCAGCCUGUUUGUGAAUGAACUGUAUGGUAGUACAGGCUUGUUUCCGUUCCUUCUGCUGCAGAUUCUCUCUGACGUUCACACUGUUUCUGCUUCCUGUUGCUUCCUGCAGAUCUUCUGCUUGUUUUCUUAUGGAACUGUGGAGUUUUUCAGCUUAGCCGUCAUGUCUUUUGACAGAUAUGUUGCGAUCUGUUGUCCUCUGCAGUAUAACACACGUAUGACAUCUAACAAGGCCGUUGUGCUUAUUUCUUUGAGUUGGUUGUACUCGUUUCUUGCAGUUGUUGUUUUGAUAUCCUUAAUUGUCCCUUUACGGCUGUGUGGGAACAUUAUUAACAAGGUGUACUGUGACAUCUACUCCAUCGUGAAACUGGCGUGCUCCGACACAAAAGUCAACAACAUCUACGGACUCAUUUAUGCCACUCUCACAAUCCCAUGUCCACUGUCUCUGAUCUUCUACACCUACGUGAGGAUCCUUCAGGUGUGUUUUUCUGGCUCUAAGCAGACGAGGCAGAAAGCCGUCAGCACCUGCACGCCUCACCUGGCCUCCCUGCUCAACUUCUCUUUUGGGACUUUCUUUGAAAUAGUUCAGAGCAGGUUCAACAUGAAAAUUAUUCCCAACAUGGUGUGA